Linum trigynum is the source of this 8432-nucleotide messenger RNA. The record is from the annotation of a GenBank genome assembly. Lineage: Eukaryota; Viridiplantae; Streptophyta; Magnoliopsida; Malpighiales; Linaceae.
ACUCAUCUUUCUAACCGCUAUCCCUCCUCCAUCUCCGACUCUCUCCACCCCACCCCACCCACCACCCCUGCCGCCUACCACCGUCGCCCCUGCGCCCCAUCCCACCCGCCUCUCUCUCCGCCUACCACAACCCUCCGUCUCUCUCGUGUACCCCCACCCCUCCCCGUCCCACCCCCACUCCCCAACUCUCCACUUUUGCCCGCCACCAACCCCUGUCCCUCCCCUCUCUCACGCAAAAGGUUGAGAAGGUGAAGGUCUUCUCUCUCUCAUUCCCUCUCUCUCUUGAAGAAAGAUGAGAUGUUGAUGGUGCGUCAUAGAAUCUUAGAUCUGGGUAUUUUUUUUAUUUUGGUACAUGUUCAUUAUUUUAUUUUAUGAAAUGGUAUAGACGUAUAAUUUUGUUUUUUAUAAUGGUAUUGAUUUUUUCUGCAAUGGUACUGUUUUGAUUUUCAGAGUAGUAGUGGUAUGGUUGAUUUUGGUAUUGGUUUCACUCUUGUAAUGGUAUACAUUGUUUAUAUUGGUAGUUUUAGUGUAAUGGUAUUGUUUUUCGUAAUGGUAUUGAUUUAUUUCCGCAAUGGUAUUGGUGUUUUGUGAAAUGGUAGUGUUUUUAUUUCUCGAAUGGUAUUGGUGUUUUGUGCAAUGGUAGUGUUUUACGAAGUGGUAGUGGUUGUCUAAUGGAUUGAUAUUGAUUUCUUGUUUUUUUGUUAUAAUGGUAUUGGUGUUUUUCGAAGUGGUAGUGAUUGCCUAAUGGAUUGAUAGUGAUUUCUUGGUUUUUUUCUUUUGCAGAAAGAUUGAAAAAAAAAGUAGAUCUGAUUGGAGAUUAUGGUAUACCGGCCGUCAUCUCCCCGUCCACCCUCCUCAUUUCUUUGUUUAUUGAGAGAAGUAAAACCAUGGUUUGAUUCUUCUUCGCUAUUGGUUCAAUUACUCCUUUCAGUUUGUUUGAUUACCUACUUUGAUUUUAUUUCUUCCCUGCCGAACUUGGUUUUGGUUCAUCCUAAUUAAACUCUGUGUUCAGGAAUUUUUGGGUAUUGGUGGCUGCAAACGUAGGUGAAAAAGGAACUCUUGGGUUACAGUCAGAAUUAGCCAUUAUUAUUUCAAGGUACAGACAAUUUUCACAACCUUCACUUUCACGUGUAAAGUUGGGCAAAGCCUUGCGAAAGUAAUUGAACUUGGAAGGAAGCACAUAUGGAUCAAAGGCUCAUUGCCUUUGAUCCAUAUAGCAACAGUAUAGUUGUGAUUCCUUUCUUCAUAGUUUCAAGAAUAGUCAAUUGAGUAUUUACAUUUUGUUAAAGAGAAUCAAACUAAAUUAUAGUUGUAGUCGCACAACUCAACUCCUAUUAAAUGUCUCAUUAACAGUUUUAUACAUGAUUUAGUUGUUAGAACGGCAUCGUAUUACGUAAGAGUUGAGAAUCCAUAAACGAGAUGUUAUAAGAAAUCUCAAUCGAGCCGGUAUAUCAAGUAUAAAAAAAAUUUCAACAAUGGGUCGAAUAUUAUGACUAAGAGACUUUUGAUAAAGUAUGAUGAAAUUUUCAACAUCUUUCAUUACAUAGAUAAAUUCUAUUUAUAAAAAUUUCAAUUCAAAAUCUCUGAUAAAAUCCUCCACGUAAUAUAAUUAUUUAAUUAAUAAACCUCAGUAUUCCAACCAAGUGGUCGGGUUCAAGCUAGUUGUAUGAGAGUAAAGACUAGGGAUUGCGAUGGGGCGGGUUUGGGAGGGGUUUGCCUAAACCAACUUCAUCCCCAUUUCCAAAUAUCCAAACUCAUACUCGCUCUAUACCCAUGCAAUGGACGAUUUUACAAACUCAUCCUUAUACCCGCAAUUUUUUUAUAUCCAUAGUAAUACCCGUCCCAUCAGCUACUCACCAUUAAUAAAAGAAUGUGGUGACAAAUAUGGAUACUAUCCGCCCAAAAUUAUUGAACUAAUACAUAAGAGGGUGAAAUUACUAUUUGGUUGCCAUCAAUUACAUUUUAACACUUUAUUUUUUCUUUUAACUACCCUUCAUUCCAUUGACAAGUUACAAUAGACUCCUUGUAUUUUAUGCAUAUAUAACAUAAUAUCCUUAGUGGGGCGGGUUUGGGUAGGGGUAUGGGGCAGGGGAGUCCAAAAUCAUAGCCGCUUCAUCCCAAUCAACAUUUUUGCUUGUUGCGGAUUUUACCCAUACCCGGCCCAUACCCAGUAAAAACGGGAAUUCCCCGUGUUGACUGGGUCGGAGGGGGUCGAAUAGCCGCGACCAUGGGCUUGGUUGUCAUCCCUAGGAAAGUGAUAACUCGAUAUUUGCACAUGUAUUUGCGCACUAUUCUUACACUGUUUGAGACUCGAUUCCCGUGUUUUAAACCAGUUUCACGCUAGGUUGUUCUUGUAUGGCGUAUUGCAGGUCUUGGAUCGGCUGUGCAUGCUUGGAGGCGAGUUUUGGGUCAAAAUCACCAAGUGGACGAAACGAGGAGUUCGAGGACCAAAAUACCUAGCCUGACCACUAUUCCCCCGAUUGGAGAAAUGCCAUCACAGUCAGGGAAGUCGUCAAGGGGAACCCCCAUCGAGACCCUUAAAUCACCGAUCGGGGAUUCGAACAGGAGGCCUGGGAUUUGAUCAUGGAACCGUAAUCAGGCGGGUGUUCGAUAGUCGGGCUGUUUAGAGCCAAACCCAGGUUUUGACAAUUCAUUGGAGUUUUGAAGUAGAAAACAGAUGUUUAGCGAGAGAAAGUGACGAACAAAGACCCUUGAGUUCCCUAGAUCAAGUUUUCCCAUUAUUGGAGCUCAAUUCAAGCUUCGAGGAGUGAUGAUUGAUGACCCGGAGCAGAUUUCUGCUGUCUACACGAUUUUUACAUCCGACAUAGCAUUCCUCUCUCUCUCUCUCUAUAGAGUAAUCCCUUCUGCCACUUGGGUAUGAAGAAUCCUAGUUUUGCUUGUUAGGAUCAGUUGUAUGAACCCUUUUUCAAUACAUUGACGAUUAUAUAUCCAAUUGAGGAUUUAUUCAGAAAUCUAUGAGUCUUGAUCACACUUGUAUGUUUUCAUCUUUGACCUAUAAUGAUAGAAUCUAAAUAGGUCAAUAGAGCAUCCUGAUUUGGAAGUGGUGAAUCGAUUGUGCGAGAGUCAAUCGAUUCAUUGCUCUGUACUGGUAUUCAUUCCAGUAGAGGAGAUAUGUUUUUAUUGCUUUAGCACUUUAUCUCGGUGAAGGUUAGUCGCAUGUCGGGUAACGUGUCUGAGAGGACUUGGUUAGGUUAAGAGAUUCCAAACUAGGUCAUGAUCUUCCGGAGUAUAAAUCUAAAUUGAAUUUGGGUGAAUUACAACUCGACUUAACUGCAGACUAGGGGGAAUCAUUACCUGAGUGGUUCCUUCUUGAACUUGGAAACCAGAACAUCUAGCUUUUUUUAUUUAUUUUGCCUUUGAACACUUCACUCAUUCUUCACACGAUCAAUUGGCAAGCUGACCCACUCAACGUGUUGCUGGUGAAACUGGAGCAGCAAAGCUGGGAUCCGAAAUUGUCUGCCCUCAAAGACAACCCAAUUUCUUGAACGCCAGAAGACCGCAACAACCGCCAUGAAAAGUUGAGGUUGAUGUAUCAAUAACAUCAACUUUUAAAGAAAUAGCAGAAACGUGUGAUGUGGCAAACCUUGGCCAAGAUAUUCGAGUCCAGAAUGAACCCAUAAAGCCCUUGCCACUGGGAAAUCAAGAAACAAAUGCUCCAUUGUUUCCGAUUCUGCCCAACAAACCGGGCAUUUGGGACUCACCUGGACUUUCUUCUCAAUAAGUGCUUCCGUCGUAGGAAGGAUCCGUUGGAAAAGUUGCCAUAAGGACACCUUUAAUUUGGGUGGAAUAUGGGCUUCCCACAGGCAAAUCCAACUCGGCCUAUCCAUCCAACUUGCCAAGGAGCACCACUGGCCUUCUUGCUUAUCUAAGAAGACCGUAAGGUGAUAGACCGAUUUGACAGUGAACAUCCCAUCACACGUGUUAUGCCAGAGCAACCUAUCCUCCACAUCCUGCAAGGAAGAGGGAUUGCUUUGACAGCAUGACAAGUAGUUGGGUCAAACCACUGACUGAGUUUAAGAUUACACCACCGACCUCCCCCUUGGAAAAUUACCUCCGCCACCUUCGGGUCGCCACCCUCAGGUGACACUUGAGGAUUAUACACAGCCUAGGCCCUUGGCUAAUAAUUCCCGACCGAAAAGGAUACUCUGUCAUCCCCACGACGGUCGAGACCACGCAGUGGUCUAAAGGAAAGUCCCCGUGGAGAAAUAUUUCCCUUUUUAAACCUAGGCCAGGAGCGACUGUGGCUCAUUGAGGACGCGCCAUCCAAUUUUUGUCAAAAGCGCCUGAUUAAAUUGUUCAAACCGACGAAAUUUCAUUCUUCUCAUCACGCUUAUUCUGACACACAUUCCUCCAGGACAACCAUGGUAACCGGGGAUUACCCCCGUCGACACCCCACCAGAAUCAGGCCACAUAUCUGUCUUAGAUUCGACAAAGCGAAAAGUGAAAGUUUGAAACAGGACAUGACAUUUAAUGACAAAGCCAAAGUGAUUGAUUUAAUCAAUAUCUCCUUUGUUGCCCAAAAGAGUAUUGUUCUUUGCUUCCACUCCUGAAGCCGAUUCAGCAGCUUAGCCUCCAAAAAUCGGAACGCAGUGAAGUGUAAAAAGAACAAACAGUGAAUUCAGGAAUUUAAUAAGUACUUAUGUGUUGGGUCCUUCAUUUUCUAGUUUGUAUUGAUCAACUCUUGUCGGGCCCGAUCCAAAUCCAAUCUCGGCCCAUCCUUAUUCCAAUCCAAAAUUUUAUUUUUAAUACACUUGGAACAUCAGUCCUACCAACCAUCUCUGGAUUUUCCUUACAUCAGUCCUACACUCCAUUUCUUGUCCACUCUCCCAUCCCGCCAAAGCUUACCCUUGCGGUCUUGCCCCAACCUGAACCCGCCAAAAAAUUCCAUCGCAAGAACACAGCUCUGCUGCAUCUGCUAAAAUGAUACCUUCCCACCAAAAAUUCAUUACACACAAACGCUCAAAACGGAUCCCAAUUCUUUUUAUUCUUCAUUCCCUCCUCCUGCGGGGGAGAAAAAAAAAACAAACUUGAACUAUGGCUUCCCCAAAUCACCUUCUCUUCUUACUUACCAUCAUCUUUCUCGCUCUCUGCAAAAUCUCCGAAGCUCAACCCUUCAAUGGCUCCUUUACUUGCUCCACCGCUUCUCCGAUUCGCCGCUGCGAUUCCUAUCUAUACCAUCCUUCUGCUCCUCCUUCGAGAGGAUUCAAUUCCACGGACUUGAUAAACCAGGUUGCUUCCAUCUACUCUGUGAGCAACGACGACGUGGAACCCAUCACCCACGGCGGCGGCGGGAAACAACAAGGGUAUCUCGUCUCUGUCCCCUGCUUCUGUAGAGAGAACCAGAGCUACCCACAUGGCGGAUACUACUCCUAUGACACGGUUUACACCCUACAGCCAGGUGAUACACUCGGAAAUUCCUCAAACACGGUUUCUGCAAAUGGAGAACCGAUUAAUGCCGGGGAUAUGAUCGGAAUCGAGCUCCUUUGCGGCUGCUCCGGGGAUGAAUCCAUCGACAUUGUGACCUAUUUGGUUCAGGAAAACGACACGUUGGGGAAAAUUGCUGAGCUUUUGUCUGCAAGCGUAGAGGAGAUUGUGAAUUUGAACGAAAGGUUGAGUCAGCAAGCGUCGAGUUUGAUAGAGGAGGGAAAGCUGCUUUUUGUUCCCAGAAAGAAGCAGAGAAGAAGAAUCAAGCCAGGUCGAAAAAAGCGCGUUGGGUUGAGCUUGGGAGUGUUGUCUGGAAUCAGCUUACUGUUGGUGAGCUCAUUGGGUUUCACCAUUCUGAAAAGAAGAAGAUUUGGUGGAGAGAAGCAAGAAGGAGCUCCGGACAAGGAUGUGGAAGCAUGCAGAAGCACUUCAACAUUGUCGUUGCUGUCUUACUUCCAAAAGCAUGAUUUUGAAGAAGCGACAUUAGAAUCUGAGAAGCCUAGAGUAUACACCUUGAAGGAGAUCGAUAAGGCAACAAAUGGGUUUGAAGAGAGCAGGAUCAUUGGGGAAGGUGGCUAUGGAAGGGUGUAUUAUGGUCUUUUAAGAGGAAAGGAAGUUGCAAUCAAGCGGAUGAAAUCUAACAGAUUAAGCGAGUUCUUCGCAGAGCUGAAGGCGUUAUGCAAGGUCAAUCACAUCAAUGUGGUGGAGCUACUGGGAUAUGCAAGUGAAGAGGAAUUUAUGUACUUAGUGUAUGAGUAUCUCCCCAAUGGGUCACUCAACAACCAUCUCCACGAUCCUCUAAGGAAGGGUCACGCAACUCUUUCAUGGACUGCUAGAGUACAGAUAGCAGUUGAUGCAGCGAGAGGGAUUGAGUACAUUCACGAUCACACCAAGGCUCGGUAUGUACACCGUGACAUCAAGACAGCCAACAUCCUGCUCGAUCAAGGACUCAGGGCUAAGGUCGCGGAUUUUGGGUUGACGAUGUUAGCAGAGAGAUCGAUUGAAGAAGACUUUGUUGUGACUAGAUUGAUGGGAACACCAGGUUACAUGGCUCCAGAAUGUGUGCGUGAGCUCCAAAUAACGACCAAGAGUGACGUAUUUGCGUUUGGAGUGGUGCUGGCAGAGCUCAUAACUGGGCGGAAUGCAAUAGUGCAUGACCACCUGCAACCCUCGGGGAUGAAGUCACUGGCCAUGACUAUGGUUAAAAUCUUCCGAGAUCAACACCCGGAGAUGGCUCUUGAAACCAUCAUAGAUAGUAAUCUGAGAAGAAGCAGCCUAUUGCAAGACGUACACAAGAUGGCGGAGGUUUCAAGAUGGUGUCUAAGCGAAGAUCCGUUGAGCCGACCGGAGAUGGGAGAGGUGGUGCAGAUGCUGAACCAGAUAUUGAUCUCUUCCGUGGAGUGGGAAGACUCACUUGGAGGAAGCAGUCAGGUUUUUUCUGCUAUGGACAUUGGACGUUGACCAACUAGGGCUUUGUAUAUGUCAGACUCAGAGUCUCAAGCAAUACGCUUUGUUUGUAUAUAUCAGCAGCAAUACACUAGAUGUCAAACCGGGUACCUCGGAGAUCUAGUUAUUUUCUGAGUUGGACGACAUGCUGCUUUACUGGUUUGAUCUUACUUUCUUUGUCUCUUGCUUAUGAAGGUCUCUCACAAAUGUUUGUUGCUUGGAAGUUGGAAUAUCCUAAUUGAACCGUAGCAGCUAUGUUGUUGUAGCAUGGCAUGGAAGGGACAUUGCAUUCCAUAUAAAGAUCUCACUGCAAUCUGUUCCUAAACUGAAAUGUUACUGUUGAAACUAAAAGACUCAAGACAUCAUUCAGCAGAGCAACAAUCAGCAACUGGGGUUCAGAGUAUUCACUAUCAAUUGAAUGACUUGAUCGGUGGAUCCUUAAUAGCUUGGAACAUUUCAAUAUUUUCUAAAACUUUGGACACAAUCCGGCAUAAUUAAGAGUUUAUAGUGCAAUAAACUACGAUGGUUAGUUAGCUCAACAUUGUAUUGAUGUUGAAGACUCUGGUUGCUCGUCUGGCUUGUUGUGCGUUGCUCGGAUGGGCAUGAACUGCUGGCCAUUGGGGGCCGUCAUCAAGGUGCUUCUGAUUUCUACUUUGCCAAGAUGCUAGAGCCACUAUUUCUCUUGCGACCUCAAGAAGUCUACCAAGGGUUGCUGGUGGAGCGAUCGAUGGAUCCUUGCUUCGAGAUUGUCAUCAUUUUCUUGGGUCAAAUUCUCUUUGUAUAGAUUUUAGGGCAAUUUAGAGAACUGUCAACGGAACUUCUUAUAAAUUGGCACGUAAAGCUCUAUUGUUGUCUUCUUUAGAAACUAGCUUGUUGUCUGACCUGUUGGUCGGAAUGUCAUUUGAAUAUAAUGUAUUUAUGAUGUGUACUUAAAUUCUUUAAAUUAUUUGUAAUGCUGAAUUUCGUAUGACAUUAAUGUGACAUCGAAAUUAUUUUUCCAUUUUCAAAGUUCUUAUAUCUAUUCAUCAACGAUGAACAUUGUAAUCGUAAUUGUUAUAACCAAAGUUGUCAAACCAAUUUAAGUCGUUGAGUCGGUCAAGCAAGUUGUUUGAAGUUUAAUGGUUUGAUUGAAGUCCAGACUGUUUGAGCCGUUUCACACCUUUUCUAAAUAUAUUUACAUAUAAUAUAGAAAUUUUGUAACUCAAAUGAAAUUAUGUACCAACUUAUAUCUAUUAAAAACUCAAAUUCUAUAAAAAAAAUAUCUAUCUCAAGAUCCACCCAUCAUCCCCUUGCCUCUCUCCCCCCUCCCCUUUCCCUCUCUCUUCUUCUCUCUCUCUAACGAUCAGACCCUUGGUUUUGUAGAGCCCGUUCUGGAGCACGAUUUUGGUCGGAUCUAGUCCAAGCAGCAUCCCGGUAGAGGUGUAACAACCUUGGUUGUAACACUCGUGAAUAACCAUUCAUAACUUGUUUAUUUAAUGAUGUAGUCACUUAGUUGCCUAUGGUUGAAAAGAAAAUUGGCAUAACAAAAAAACAGUUUGUCU